AUGGGACAUGAGAAUCAGACUUUCAGCAGUGACUUUAUUCUUUUGGGACUCUUCUCUUCUUCCCAAACAAGUCUGAUCUUCUUCUCCUUCAUUUUCAUCAUUUUUAUUAUGACUGUAACAGAAAAUGCAGUCAUGAUUCUCCUUAUCCGCAGGGAAUCUCAGCUUCACACUCCGAUGUAUUUCCUGCUCAGCCAUCUCUCUUUUAUGGAUAUCCUGCAUACCAGCAACAUUGUUCCCAAAAUGAUCAUCAACUUUCUGGCAGGAAGCAGAAUUAUUUCAUUUGCAGGUUGUGGCUUCCAAAUAUUCCUAUCCCUCACCCUCUUGGGUGGUGAGNACCUCCUCCUGGUGGCGAUGUCCUAUGACCGCUACGUAGCCAUCUGUCACCCGCUGCGCUAUCCCAUUCUUAUGAAGGAAAACGUCAGCAUCCUCAUGGCUGGAGGGUCCUGGCUCGUUGGGGCAGUCAACUCCACAGUCCACACGGCUUUCACACUCCACUUUCCCUUCUGUUCCUCAAGAACCAUCGAUCACUUUUUCUGCGAAGUCCCUGCCAUGUUGGUUUUGUCCUGUGUGGACACGACACGCUAUGAACGAGGAGUUUAUGUGAGUGGCAUCAUCUUCCUUCUUGUUCCGUUCUCUCUUAUCUCUGCCUCUUAUGUCCAAAUCCUCCUUACUGUCUUCCAAAUGCAAUCAUUGGAGGCACGGAAAAAGUCAUUUCCUACCUGUUUCUUCCACAUGAUCGUGGUCAUAAUGUACUACGGGCCAUUUAUUUUCACGUAUAUGAGAACUAAAAAGUACCACAGUCCAGGCCAGGAUAAGUUCCUAGCAAUAUUCUAUACCAUCCUCACACCUUCUUUCAACCCAAUUAUCUACAGCAUCAGAAAUAGAGAUGUUUUAGAGGCAAUGAAAAAUAUACCCAAAAGUAAAAUUUUCCAUAAGAAAUUAUAG
This is a messenger RNA of Vicugna pacos (alpaca), 945 nucleotides long. NCBI's taxonomy places the organism in Eukaryota, Metazoa, Chordata, Mammalia, Artiodactyla, Camelidae. The record is from RefSeq and is a predicted model, not a curated record.